AUGUCGGGGGCACGGAUGGCCCAGGGGAAGAAAUCUUACAAGUAUUCCGGAUUUACAAACUUCAAUAACAUCUCUGAACUUUUCUUCAAACUAUCUAAGUGGGAUUACUGGCUGGAGGUUCUUGAUCUUAGAUACAACAAUGUGCAUGAAGAGGUUCUUCAGAAAUCAUUUCACAGUUUGCAAAAUACAGUUCGACUUAUUGAUGUAUCAAAUAACAGAUAUUUGUGGAAUCUUACAGACGAUUUUGUGCGUGGGCUUUCGCGACUCAAAUUAAAGAUUCUUUUAAUCGAGCAUGCUCACAUCCGACAAUUGAAUUUUUCAGUGAUAUCUCGCCUGAAGUCACUGCGUGUUUUAAAUGUUUCUCAUAAUAACAUUUCUUGGACAACAGCUGAUGUUCCCUGGUAUUUGACUAACAUUUCGUUCCUUUCAAACUCCCUGACAGAGCUUCCCAGAUUUUGUGUUCAUACGAAUUAUUCACAACUUCGAUUUUUAGAUUUGCGUACAAAUGCCAUAGGAUAUAUAUCAAAUGUUAGUAUGAAAUGUCUCACAGAUUUGGAACACAUCAGUUUAGAAAACAAUUUUCUGUUAAGGAUUCAUUCAGAUACAUUUUCAUCAUUAUCAAACCUUCAUCUUCAUGGCAACCGAAUUAUGUCGUUAGCUCCAGGAGUGUUCACCAACUUGACAAAACUCAAAACUCUGAACCUCUCACAAAAUGCUAUCCAGGUUAAACAAGCUCUGGAGAAGGACGAGGGCUACGUGGUGGUGGUGCUGCUUGAAAACAUUGAGGCCAGGAACAUGACGUCAUCACUUCUUUGGUUUGCUACAUGGGUGAAGGCAGAUAAAAGUAAAUUUACUAACUUCCCAGAGUCAUAUCGAUGUGGAUAUCCAUGGAACCUCCAAUCAACGCUUCUGAUUGAUGCUAAUGUCUCCGAAGAGACGUGUCGGAUCCCACGUGUUUUUCCCAUUGCCUAUGGUCUUUCCACUGCUACAGUAGUAUUGAUAGUCGUUAUCUCCAUUGCCUAUAAAUUACGUUGGCGCAUUCGCUAUUAUAUCCACAUGUUGAGAUACAAAAAGAGGAAGACAGCUGAUGAAGAGAGAUACAUCUAUGAUGCUUUUGUGGUUUAUUGUGAAGCUGAUUCAAGAUGGAAACGUUCUCUGGAGCAAGAUGAGGGGUACCUCGUGGUGGUGCUGCUUGAGGAGAUACACGCCCGGAACAUGACGUCAUCGCUGUAUGCACUGCUGCAGACGACAACCUACAUCACGUGGCCUGUCGAGGAGGAUGACAGACAGUUAUUCUGGAUGCGUCUCCGGCGUUGUUUGCAACGAUGA
This is a messenger RNA of Haliotis rufescens (red abalone), 1329 nucleotides long. RefSeq names its product carboxypeptidase N subunit 2-like. Gene Ontology annotation, molecular function: transmembrane signaling receptor activity; protein binding. Gene Ontology annotation, cellular component: membrane. Bases 1 to 1329 code for a protein of 442 amino acids. Gene Ontology annotation, biological process: toll-like receptor signaling pathway; inflammatory response; immune response. NCBI's taxonomy places the organism in Eukaryota, Metazoa, Mollusca, Gastropoda, Lepetellida, Haliotidae. The record is from RefSeq and is a predicted model, not a curated record. The transcript is spliced from 6 exons.